UGGGACUCUAGGGUUGCAGGUGUAUUUGCGGUCACUGUCGCCGCUAGACCUCGGCGUCCUUCGCCCCUCCUCUUUCAUUUUCUGCCGUUGAUUCCCGCGGGGUCCUCCUUGGCGCCUGUUUUGGCCGCAGCGACGUCCGGGGUGAUGUGGACCGCGGAGCGGGCAGUUCUGCGGGGCUUCCCCACGGAGGCUGAGCGGCGGCAGUGGAAGCAGGAGGGCGUCGCCGGCCCAGAGAGUGGAUCUUUCCUACAAUUGCUGCUGGAGGGGAACUAUGAGGCCAUAUUCUUAAGUUCAGUGACUCAAAAUAUUUUUAAUUCAGCAAUGGCUGAAGAAAGGAUUGACAGCUACCUGGAGAAGCAGAUAGUAACAUUCCUGGAUCACUCAGCAGAUUUGGAUAAAACAGAAAGACAACAGCUGAUAUUCCUACUUGGUGUGAGCAGUCUGCAGCUUUUCGUUCAGAGUAACUGGACGGGGCCUCCUGUCAACUUACACCCGCAGGAUUUUUUGCCAUCUAUUUUGUUUGAGCAAUUCAGUGAGAUCAAAGAGCUGGAUGCAGCAGUUCUGAGCCUGCUCAUUCUGGAUGGUGAAUCAAUUUACAGCCUGACUGUGAAGCCGCUGCUGCUGCUGUUAGCGCGCGUGAUCCUGGUGAACGUGAAACAGAGGCUGACAGCUAUUCAGAGCCUGCCGUGGUGGACGCUACGCUGUGUGCACAUUCACCAGCAGCUGCUGGAGGAGCGCUCGCCCCAGCUUCUCACAGUCGCCGGACUCUGCGCUGAUGAAGUGUUGAAACUAGAGAGUCUGUUUGCUGGUGAUUCAGGUCGAUAUUUGGCUAUUCAAUUCCAUCUGGAAUGUGCACAUAUGUUUUUGUAUUAUUAUGAGUAUAAAAAGGCAGAAGAUCAGUUCAGUAUUGCUAAGGACAUUAGCAAAUUACAAAUUGAUUUGACAGGUGCUUUGGGAAAAAGGACACGAUUCCAGGAAAAUUAUGUGGCACAACUGAUCGUGGAUGUAAAAAGGGAGGAAGACGUCCUUUCACAUUCUGAUUUCAGUCCAGCACCCACUGCUCAGAAGCCGUUAAUUAAGAAUCUUGAGCUCAAUGAUGAUACUGUUCUAGAUGAGAUCAAGUUAGCUGAUUGCGAGCAGUUCCAGAUGCCUGACCUAUGUGCUGAAGAACUUGCUGUCAUCCUUGGGGUCUGCACAAAUUUUCAAAAGAAUAACCCAGUGCAUAAAUUAACUGAAGAGGAGCUGCUGGCGUUUACAUCAUGUCUGCUUUCACAACCGAAGUUCUGGGCCAUUCAGACAUCAGCCUUGAUCCUCCGGACAAAACUUGAACGAGGAAGUAUACGCCGGGUGGAACGGGCCAUGAGACAGACACAGGCUCUUGCAGACCAGUUUGAAGAUAAAACCACAUCUGUGCUGGAACGUCUGAAGGUUUUUUACUGCUGUCAAGUACCGCCUCACUGGGCCAUUCAGCGCCAGCUUGCAAGUUUGCUCUUUGAGUUGGGAUGUACCAGUUCAGCCCUCCAGAUAUUUGAGAAGCUGGAAAUGUGGGAAGAUGUUGUCAUUUGCCAUGAAAGGGCCGGGCAGCAUGGGAAGGCAGAAGAAAUCCUCAGGCAAGAGCUGAAGAAAAAAGAAACACCAAGCUUGUACUGUUUACUGGGCGAUGUCCUCGGGGACCACGCUUGCUACGACAAGGCCUGGGAGCUGUCCCGACACCGCAGCGCACGGGCACAGCGCUGCAAAGCCCUGCUGCACCUCCGGAACAAGGAGCUUCGGGAGUGUGUGCAGUGCUUCGAGCGCUCAGUGCAGAUCAACCCCAUGCAGCUCGGCGUGUGGUUUUCUCUUGGCUGCGCCUAUUUGGCCCUGGAAGACUACGGAGGCUCAGCCAGGGCGUUCCAGCGCUGCGUGACCCUGGAACCCGACAAUGCUGAGGCUUGGAACAAUUUAUCAACUUCCUAUAUCCGAUUAAAACAAAAAGUAAAAGCUUUUAGAACUUUACAAGAAGCUCUCAAGUGUAACUAUGAACACUGGCAAAUUUGGGAAAACUACAUCCUCACCAGCACUGACGUUGGGGAAUUUUCAGAAGCCAUUAAAGCUUAUCAUCGGCUCUUGGAUUUACGAGACAAAUACAAGGAUGUUCAGGUCCUUAAAAUUCUGGUCAGAGCAGUGACUGACGGGAUGGCCGACCGGAGUGGAGAUGUCGCAGCCAGCCUCAAAGGAAAGCUGCAGGAGCUACUGGGCAGAGUGACCUCAAGGGUGACGAAUGACGGAGAAAUCUGGAGGCUGUAUGCCCAGGUCCAUGGAAACGGGCAGAGCGCGCAGCCCGAUGACAACGAGAAGGCAUUCCAGUGUCUCUCAAAGGCAUACAAGUGUGACACACAGUCCAAUUUUUGGGAGAAAGAUAUUACAUCAUUUAAGGAAGUUGUUCAAAGAGCCUUAGGACUUGCACAAGUGGCUAUAAAAUGCAGUAAAAACAAAUCCAGUCCCCAAGAAGCUGUGCAAAUGCUUUCCUCCGUCCGACUCCAUUUACGGGGCUUGUUAUCUAAAGCAAAGCAACUUUUUAUAGAUGUGGCAAGUGGAGAAAUUUCUGGGGAACUGACUGAUGAAAUAGCCGCAAUGGACACCUUAGUGCUGGACCUUCAGGAUCUGAGCAACCGAUUUCGAAAUCAGUAUUGAUCAUCCCGGAAGCAGCUUCUGGAAAGGGUGUUUUCACCUUCUGGUGAAAGACACUCCUGUGUAUCUGAAGCACAAGAUCUUGAUUUUUAAAAUAAAUUUGUUUUUUGGCUAGCA
Messenger RNA from Carlito syrichta (Philippine tarsier), 2787 nucleotides. RefSeq names its product tetratricopeptide repeat domain 27 (gene TTC27). NCBI's taxonomy places the organism in Eukaryota, Metazoa, Chordata, Mammalia, Primates, Tarsiidae. Bases 145 to 2673 code for a protein of 842 amino acids. Gene Ontology annotation, molecular function: protein binding. The transcript is spliced from 20 exons. The record is from RefSeq and is a predicted model, not a curated record.